GCUCUUAUAUUUGACCUUCUUUCCUUUCUCUCUCCUCAAUCUCUCUCUCUCUUUCUUUCUCUCUCCUCUUUAUCAAAUUUCAUCACCAUUUCUGAUUCCCAAUAUUAGUCCUACUCUUUUUUUUCUCAGGUUAGAGGUCUAGUAUUGUGAUUAUCAAUGGAAGAAGAAACUCAAACGAAUGUAGAGGUGCCAGUGGUGGAAGUCAAGGAGAAGCUUGCUAGUGUUACGGAGCCAAUUCAGGAAAAUGGGAACAAAGAAGAAAAAGAAAGCUCUUUGGAUGAUGGAGAGUUCAUUAAGGUCGAGAGAGAACCUGUGGAAGUGAAAGAUAGUUCUCGGGAUGUUGAAGUAAAUGUGGAAGAAAGCAAAUCAUCUGUUAGUGAAUCUAGCAGAGAAGUCCUUGAAGCACAGGAGAAGAUAACCGAGCUUGAGACUGAAUUAGAAAGGGUGGCUGCUGCAUUAAAGGAUUCUGAGUCACAGAAUACAAAUUUAAAAAAUGAGGCCUUAUCGACUGAAGAAAAGCUGCAAGAAAGUGGGAAGAAGUAUGAAACUCUUGAACUGUAUCACAAGAAAUUGCAAGAGGAGAUGGUAGAGGCCGAAAAUAACUUCAAUGAAAAGCUGAAGUCUUUGCAAGAUGCUUUGGAAGAUCAUGAAACUAAGCACAAAGAGUUUUCUGGCAUUAAAGAAUCAUUUGAAAGUCUUAGUCUUGAGUCCGAGAACUCAAAGAAGAUAAUCGAGGAGUUGGAGCAAGAAUUACAAUCUCGUGCAGCAGAAUUGGAAGAUGCAGUAAAAUCUUCUCACUCCAAAAUUGAGGAUGCUGAGAAAAAGAUGGGUGACCUUGAAUCACUGCUGGAAGAAAAGAAGCAGAAAAUUGAAGAGCUUGAAGUGAAUAUAAGUUCAUUGGAGUCAAAAUGUGGGGAUGCUGAAGCUGAAUCAAAAAAAUAUUCGGGCAUGGUAUCUGAACUCAGUGGAGAAAUUGAGAAGUUCCGAUCUUUAAUGUUGAACCUUGAAAGUGCACUUCAAACAGCAAGUGAAAAGGAAGCAGGGCUGAUGGAAUCUUUGAAUGUAAUGAAAGAGCAGAAACAAAGUUCAGAAGAAGCAUUAGAAAAUUCCACUAAAAAGCUUCAGGAAGCUGAAAAUUUGCUUGAAUCAUUGCGUGGUGAAUUGUCUCUUACACAGGAGAAACUAGAAAGCAUUGAAAAUGAUCUUAAGGGUUCUGGACUAAGGGAGGGUGAAAUUAUGGAAAAGCUGAAAGCUGCUGAGAAUCAAUUGGAGGAGCAAGGGAGAGCGAUAGAGGAAGCAACUGCGAGUAAAAUGCAUUUUGAAUCUUUACACAAGUCUUCUACUAGGGACUUUGAGGUAAAAAUGCAAGAGACAAUGGCAAAUAUCAGCGAAAAGGAGUCUGAGGCUAACUCAUUGUCUGAGAAACUUAAAAUUCUUGAAGACAAGGUACAAAGUUAUGAAGAACAGGUUGGUGAAGCAGCUCUGAAGGCUGCAUCUCUAACAGAAGAAUUGCAUCAGAGUGCUGCUAAGGUAGUUUCCUUAGAAGGCUCUAAUGAAGAGCUUAAAAAGAUGAUUGAGGAAGCUGAGGGUAAAGUGGCACAAUCUCUUUCAGAGAAGGAACUUUUGGUGGAAACAAACUCGCAGCUGAAGAACAAGGUUGAUGAGCUUCAGGAAUUGCUUAAUUCGGCUGAUGCAGAAAAAGAAGCCACUUCUCUUCAACUUGCCUCUCACAUGAAUACCAUCACUGAGUUAACUGAGCAACACUCAAGAUCUUUUGAGCAGCACUCUGCUGCUGAAGCUCGUCAUUCACAGGCUGAGGAACAGUUGAAGGAAACAAGUGGUAAACUAGCUGAGAAGGAAAAGGAAGUCGAGGAGUUGGGUGCAAGGUUGAGUGCCCUUGAAAGCCAAGUGAAAGCAUACGAGGAGGAGGCUCGUGAAGCAUCUGGGAUAGCCGAGUCUAGAAAGGCAGAAAUUGAACAGUUAAAGGAGACUGUUGCUACAUUAGCUGUUAAAGAGGCCGAAAUCAAAGAACUCAGUGAAAAACUUGUAGCUCUUGAAGGCCAAGUUAAAAAGUACGAAGAGGAGGCUCAUGAAGCAGAGGGAAUUGCUGAAUCAAGCAAAGUUGAAAUUAGAGAGAUGGCUGAAAAAUUAACUCAGAAAGAGCUUGAAGUUACAGAAUUGAAGGAGAAACUUGCUUCCAUUGAAGGCCAAGUAAAGGUUUAUGAAGAAGAGGCUGGUCAAGUAUCUGGGAUCGCUGAUUCUAGAAAAGUUCAAAUUGAAGACCUGGUUGAAAAAUUAAGUCAGAAGGAGAUUGAAAUGAAGGAGUUGAAUGAAAAGCUUACUUCACUUGAAGAGCAGCUGACAGUACAUAAAGAAGCAGCUCUUGAAGCUUCUGGGAUCGCUGAAUCAAGAAAAUCUAAAAUUGAACAGUUGCAAGGAUCAGUUGAGGCAUUGGCUCAAAAAGAGUUAGAGAUCAAGGAUUUGAACGAAAAGAUAAGCUCUCUUGAAGACCAGCUGAAGAAACACCAGGAAGAGGCUUUAGAGGUUUCAGGGAUUGUUGAGUCUAGGAAAGUUGAACUUGAAGGCUUGACUGAAAAAUUAGGACAAAAGGAAAUGGAAGUGAAGGAAUUGAAUGAAAAGGUUAUUUCUCUUGAAGGGCAAGUAAUAGUACACCAGGAUUCAGCUCGUGAAGCCUCUGGUAUCGCUGAAUCAAGAAAAACUGAGAUUGAACAGCUGCAGGUUGCAGUUGAGACGUUAGCUCAAAGGGAGUUGGAGAUCAAGGAGUUAAAUGAAAAGUUAAGUUCUCUCGAAGAGGAGUUGAAGAAGUACCAGGAAGAGGCCCUUGAGGUUUCAGGGAUUGCUGAAUCUCGAAAACUGGAAGUUGAAGCUAUGCUUUUGAAAUUACAGGAGCAGGAAAAAUUGGCUGAUGAACAGCAGGUUCAGUUGGGGCAAAUUGAGACGCGUAAUGAGGCCUUGGCUGAGGCCAAUAUGAAACUCACUCAGGAUCUGGCUUUGGCUGAGACUGAACAAAGUGAUCUCCAAGCUAAAUUAUCACAUGGUCGUGAUGAGAAGGAAGAUAUUGCUGCAAAAUGUUUCUUAUCAGAGAAGGCGAAUGAGGAGUUACGCCAGGAGCUAACUUCUGAAAAGGAACGGCUUCAGUCUGAGAUAUCUGCAAUUUUAAAGGAGAGCAGCCAGCUUCAUGAAACCAUUAAAGAACAUCAAGCUAUUGUGGUCCAACUAGAAGAGCAGCUUAAAGAAAAUAGAGGAAAAGAAGAUGCUUCAAAGGCCGAGAUUGAUAAUCUUAAGGUUGAAAUAACUGAGAAAUCUGCCCUGCAAGCAAGGUUGAAGGAACUUGAAGAGCAAUAUCAGGCAACCGAGGCUCAAUUGAAAGAAGAGGUUAAAAGUCUCCAAACAUCUGCUACCACAAGAGAGGUUGAUUUGACUUCUCAGUUGGAAGAUCAUGUGCAAAAACUCCAAGAUCGAGAUAUAUUGAAUGAAAAGGUUUUGAAACUAAACGAAGAGCUGCAGCUUGCAGAGGCCAAUUUAACUAAGCUGAAAGAGGAGAGUUCAGCAAAGGUCUCUGAAUUGGAAGCUGCCAAGAGUCGUACGUCUGAAGAGCUUGAUGCCAAAAACAAAGAAAUCAUGCUUCUUGGAAAGAAAAUUGAGGAAGUUGAGCAAAAACUCCAGAAGGUUGUAGAAGCAUCUAAACCAAAGGUUGACGAAAGCAUUGCUGAUACCAAAGGAGAGGGUGAAACAGAAGUGAGGUCUAGAGAUAUCGGAUCAAUGAUUUCUAGCCCAACAAAGCGUAAGAGCAAGAAAUCAGAAAAAUUGUCUGCACAAACCUCACCAUCAUCCUCAGUGGUUCAGACUCCAACAGCCGAAGCUUCUUCCAGCAUGAACAUCAAGUUUAUCCUGGGAGUUGCAUUGGUGUCCAUAGUUCUUGGUGUGAUCCUAGGGAAAAGAUAUUAACUUUAGCCUUAUUAUUAUCUGAUUGAAUUCUUGCUUUAUUUAUUCAAGCUUGAUAAAUUUAUAUUAUUUUGCAGUAAGUUGUUUAUAUAACUCAAGUCUUCAAAUUGGUGGCUGUUAAGUUUUAGUUUAAUGUCCACCAAGAAGCAGUUUUUGGUUAUGUAAUUAUUACUUGGUUAUUUAAUGGUGGUGAUUUUAUUUUUAUAUUAUAAUUUUGGGUUGUAAAGUUGUGAAUUUUGGGAGUUGGAAGUGAUUUAUCACAAAUUUUCAUUAUUGCUUA
Chenopodium quinoa (quinoa) is the source of this 4246-nucleotide messenger RNA. RefSeq names its product myosin-2 heavy chain-like. Gene Ontology annotation, cellular component: fibrinogen complex. Bases 157 to 3969 code for a protein of 1270 amino acids. The record is from RefSeq and is a predicted model, not a curated record. The transcript has 7 exons. Gene Ontology annotation, molecular function: signaling receptor binding. NCBI's taxonomy places the organism in Eukaryota, Viridiplantae, Streptophyta, Magnoliopsida, Caryophyllales, Amaranthaceae. Gene Ontology annotation, biological process: platelet activation; protein polymerization.